Molecule: messenger RNA, 745 nt
Organism: Aplosporella prunicola CBS 121167
Lineage: Eukaryota; Fungi; Ascomycota; Dothideomycetes; Botryosphaeriales; Aplosporellaceae
Exons: 1
Coding region: 230-688 (152 amino acids)
Source: RefSeq, a predicted model, not a curated record
CGCGGGUCAUGGGCCGCGGCUCGGGCGCGCGCAGCUACGGCUACGGCGCCAACACGUCGGGCAACAUCGACACGAACACUAGCAUCGUGCAACGCGUCAGCAAAGCCGAGACCAAGGACUUUAUCCCGCUCGAGGAGAUUGACACGCCGCCCGGGACGGCCGUCGUCACGGCGCCCAAGUCCGGCGUCCAUGUCUCGACGAGGUGCUAUCAUACGUAGGGCGCGCGCGUAUGUGUGUGUGUGGGGGGGGUGUGGGGGUGCGGCGGAGACGGCGUUCUGGAACGACAUGGGUUGGGUUGGGUGGGUUUGUGUAUGCGAUACCAGCGGCUUGGGCGGCUUACUUUUUACUUUGUUUGCAUUUUUCUUUUAAUUUUCGAUGCGUUGAGCACAUGCUACCUACUACCUACUACUACGGAAAAAGGGACGGCCUAAACAAGAAAGAGUUAUCUUUUCUCUUAAUAAACGAAUUCAUCUCGCACGCAGCUCUCGGUUUCUCCCCCCUUCCCUCUUACACACACACACACGCCCCCAACCAAUCAAGCACGCACGCAGUCUUACCCCCCUCUUACUCGCUCACGCAGGAAAAGGAGAAACCCAGAGCCAAACCCAAGCAAAAAGAAACAACACCCGCCCGCGCUACAGCCCCAGAAAUUGCAUCGCAGGUCGCAGAUCCCGAUCCAGGCAGCUAGCUGGUGGGCCGCACAGUAAGCAAGCAAGUAAUCAGGCAUGCAUGCAGGCGGAAAAGC